CGAGUGUCUUCCAUCUUCUUCCGCGACCUCGACGCCGGUUGCUGCCGUCCAUCUUGGUAUAUCCACACGAGACGGGCAAACAUGCUGGAAAAAUGGGUCGAGGGUUUGAUCGUCGAGUACUUUUCGGAAUGGCUCGAAGGGUUCGACAAGGACGGCAUGCGCAUUGGCCUCUUCAGCGGGAAAAUUUGCUUUCAGAACCUCAAGUUCCGCAAGCAAGCGCUGGACAAGCUCAACGUACCCAUCGUGCUCAAAGAAGGUCGGCUCGGAUCGCUCAACGUCAAGGUGCCGUGGAAGCGGCUGUCGAAGGAGUCUGUGCAUAUCGUGCUGGAAGAUCUGUACCUGGUCGUCGGGCCCUACCAUGACGAGUCGAGCGAAACCCAGUCCACUGUGGACGAUCGCGUUCGUCAGGCCAAGCAGCACGACAUUCGGCUGCGCGAACUGCUUCAGUCCACGGCCAAUGACGUGGAUGGCUGCCUCGUGUCGCCCCCCACGAGCCCGAAAGCAGCAUCGUCGCCGUCGUCAUCGUGGAAGCAAAAGAUGCUGAAUCUAGUCUUGGACAACCUCACGUUUGAACUCAAACGCAUCCACGUUCGAUACGAAGACAGCUCGCUCAUGGUGUCCGCUCGGCCAGUGUCGUUCGGUGUGUCCAUCGACGAGCUCAAAGUCUCGACCACCAACGCCAACGGCCACGUAACGUUUAUGGACCGGUCGACGUCGCACACGCCGUUUGUGCACAAGUUAUUUGACGUGGUCGAGGGGUACAUUUACUGGGACCUCCACAGCAGCCCACCAAGUACUACUAGUAAUGCUGUUACUACUAUCCCCACCACAACCCCGGCUUCUCCAUCCAGAUCGAGUUGUGCAGCAGCUGCUCCCUCCUCCAAGAUGACAUACCUUGUGGAACCCAUGACCACGUCCAUCAAGAUUACAGAGAACCACGACGCAGCGUCCCAUCAGUUCAUUCCGCAGUACCGCGUGCAUGUCGCCCUCCCGUCGCUGCGCAUGACUAUCUCCCCCAGUCAAUGCAAAGACAUGGCCAAUGUCGUCGACUUUCUCGUCGGGCAUGAAGUGUACUUGAAGCGCAGCCACUGCCGCAAAGCCCGCCCGCGGUGUUCGGUCCACGAGAGCCCCAAACGGUGGUGGAAGUACGCGAUUCAAUCGGUGCUGGCCCUCGAACACGACCCCCACAAGAGCACGUGGCGCAAGACCAUCGCACUACUAGUUUUACGAAGCCAGUACAUUUCGCUCUACAUGCGCCUUCUCCCGCUCCUCGCGGCUGACAAGGCCGUGCCCGAAACGGACGCCCAGCAGCGCCGGAUUCUGGAGGAUGACCCACGGCUGUCCGCCGAAUGCAUCGUAUUCUUUCGGGCGUGCGCGGUCGCCGAGCUCGACAUGCAGUCGCACCGGCGCAAACAACUCGCCAAGUCGUCGGCGUCGUCCAAGUGGACCAGCAUGCUCAAGAAACCCAAACCCACCACCCCCGUCCACUCACCCCCCCGGACAGGGUUCUUCUCUCCUAAAGUGACCGUCACCCAGCCCAGUUCACCGACCGUGUCCAGCAGCCAUGCCCCUGCGGUGUCUUCCCCACGGCCUGUCCCUUCCGUCGCCACUCCGCCGUCGUCCCCCCAUGUCCCCCUGCUCACGUUGGACCCGCUAGAGCGCCAACUCGUGUAUGAAAGCGUGAGCCAGCAGUAUUUCGACCCACCCCCUCUGAAGAAACCGCUCCAGGCAGCAGCUUCCCCGCUAUCGAGUAGUGCCAACACUUCGUCCACGUCUCGAGCGGGCCAAGUGCUCGGCCUCGACGUCGCGAUUACGGAGAUCGUGUGCGCAGUGGCGAAGGAGCCCAAAGGGUCGUCCACGGACCGCAAAGAGUUUGUGCGUUUCCUUGUCACCGACUUGGCGUGGACGUACAACCAGCACAUGCGGCUCCCCCACACGACUGGUCCCCCCAAUCAAGUCGAAACGAGCACAGUGUUUCAGAUCCGAGACAUGCAAUUGGUGGACGCCACGCAACCGACGGGGAGUCCGUUGGCGGUGAUCUUUGGCCAUGCCAAGAAAGCCAAGACCACGGCGCUCGUGGUGGUCAAGUUCCACCGCCGCCCCGCCGUCGACGCCGCCCUGGAUGUUGCCAUUGACGCGUGCAGUUUGCUGUACCACAAGACUGCGUUUGACAAAAUAUACAAGUACAUCACCCCCGACCAAAAGCACUCGAAGGUGUGUGUAUCAGACCCAACGACGACCUCCUCCCCCAACAAGGCGGCCGAGCCAUCUUUGAACGAGGCCGAGCCAGCCGCCUCCGCCUUGACGACUCCGCUGCGGCUGACGGUCCACAUCACCGACGCCACCUGCAGCAUCGCCGGCGAAGUGUCGGCCAAAACUCAUGAUAGUUGUCCAUUUGUAGUGCUGCACGUGACCAACAUACACGUGCGAUCGAUGGACGUGAGCUCGCAAGUCGACGCGAGUGUCGACAGCAUCGAUGCUUUUCUACUCGACCAAGCGCACGUCGCCAAUAUCUGGGACGACCCGUCGCUGCAGACCAGCAGCCGCAUCGUCAAAAAGUUCAAAGGCGACGGGAGCGUGCACCGAGACCACGUGUGCUGGACCUACACGGUGCGCCUGUCGUCGUUCGAUGCCAGCGUGUCGGAGACGCAAGUGCGUCAACUGAUGCAAAUCGCCGCGUACUUGAGCCGACCGUCGGCUUUGUCGUCCGGAUCGGGGGGUGCGCCGCAGCCGCUUCCCACUUCCCGCGCCGUCGCGAUUGAGAUCGCGAUCGUGGUGCCGGUGGUGUCGGUCCGAUUUGUUGGCAACGAACGGCUGCGAAGUGGUCUCUUGAUCGAAGGCACGUCCGUGGCCACAACGGCCAAGUGCAUGCGGGAGCUCACGUCCAUCCAUUUCACUGUCGCGACGUUUGUGGCCACCGAAGCCAUGACACCUACCGCCCACCGUCGGACGUACUCGUUUGGGCGGGCGCUGAUACAUCUGCCGUCGUCCAUGACUCUCUUCGCCGUGCUCGGACGAGAAGCCCCGCCGACGCUCCGCGUGGACAUGUCGCACCUCCACCUGUGUUGGCACUACCACGUGAUUCAGGAUCUGCUGGCGCUGGUCGUGGCGCCGCUGCCGCUACCACCCGUGGUGCCGUCCACGGCGCUGUUUCUGCAUGUCCGGGUGCAUGUAGGCUCAUGGGAGUUUGUGAUGAAUCCGACAGGGGACACAGACAUGGUCGUGACUGGCCACGACGUCGAAAGCACCGUCGAAGUAUUGGAAAACGGCGACGUGUUGGUCGAUGCGGCCGUGACGAACGUCGAGAUGGGGACGACGACGGCACAUGCAUCAACUUUGUCAUCGUCUGUAGCUCAAAACGAUGCCGAGAGCCCCGCGAUAACAACGCAUGAUAAACCUCACAAGCGCGUUCUUGUCACGUUACCACACACGAGCACGGUGCGGUACGAAGCCAGCGGAAUGUACGCGCUGCAGGACCGGGAUGGUGCGGCGGCCUUUCUGGACCUGAUCGUGGCCAAUGCACGCGUUACGUACGUUCAUGGCCUGUAUAUGAUGCUCGCAGGGUACAUGGGGACGUACAUCACGGAGUUGUUUACGUGGCUGUACUUGGCUCGCGAAGGUACCCCCGGCAAGACGACGAUGGAUCCGGCAUUGUUGCGGUUGAAGGUGCAAGGGACAGUUGACGACAUCACUGUGUGCUUUCCCUCGUCGCAGGAGGCUCGUGAUGAGGCAAGCGGACGGGGCGUCGAGUUGGUGGCAACCAGCGUUCGAUUGCACUCGAGUCGGUACUUGGACACCCCGUACGAGCAGCUGACGGUGGACGUGGCGUCCGUCGUGGCGGCGCCGUGGUGGACGGACGACAGCGUGUCGGUGCGCGUGCAGCAUGUGCUCCAACUGGCACAAAACCGCCAGCUCAUCACUGUCCAUGUGCCUACUUUGCACGCAGCGCUUCACGUCCGCGCAUUGGAGGAAGUCCUGACUGUCGUCGCGACGAGUUCCAUGGCAGAAGGGGGUGUUGACUUCUCAGUGGAUAGACCGCUUUUGGCCCUGGGAACGCCGUUAUUACCGCCCGUCGUGGGAGUCGAAACGACCAUGUCCAUUGGUGUGGAUUCAUUCGAAGUGCAAACUGAUGUGAUUCCUUUGUCAAAGGCAAGUACGUCGACCCGACUGAGACUGGACGCGCUGCAUGUGACAGUGCACGUGACGUCGACGAGUCAUACUACGGUGGACGUGACGUGGCAGUGUCUCGAGCUGGCAGAUGCCCACCAGCUGUGCCAGGUGCGGACGGCGGGACGACCCCGAAUCGAGUUGGAGGUGGAACCCUCGGGCCAGAAAACCCUCGACGUGUCGUUGGAUGGGUUGCAUGUGGUUCCAGAUGUAAAGGUGUUGGGGGAGUGGGUGGCAUUUGGUCAGAUGCUUGCUGCGUGCGCCAGUGCAGCUACCCCUUCCAAGGUGACGUCGACGUCAUCCGCACCGUUGGCAUCCGAUCCGUUGUUGCUACACCCGUUGCACUUUCAUAUCAAGAUCCACGCCGCACAGGUUCAACUGCACUCGACUGUCGAGUUCCAACAGAGGCAAUUCCUCGUGCUACAUACCGGCGUCAGCAUCACAUUUCACAAAGCCAUCGUUCGCGUCGAAGGCCGAGGAAUCGCCGUCGUGUUGGCGACCGAGUGGCCCCUUCCGUCGUCGCUGGUGCUGCCGGACGCCCUGCACUUGACCCUUCCAAACGGUCGGGCGUUGUGUGUGCCGUUUCAAGUGGACAUUGACGCGGCGUCGUCAGCGCUGCAGGUGGUUCUGUCCCCCAUCGACCUCGUGCUCAGUCCAUCAGAUCUGUGGCUGGUGUACGCCACGGGCAUCAAGUAUGCUGGUGCGUUCGGGUCGUCCACAGAGCCUUUGUCGUUUGGUGCAUCGUCAGCAUUGCAAGACUACUUUGUCAGUAUGGUGGUAUCGCAAGCGUCUGUAACCCUCGUCGCCCCCGACGGCACCAACAGCCCCCCGACCGACCAAACAGGCGGAGGACACCUCGUGCCCAAGAUUCGCCUAUAUGGCCAUCGCGCGCUGUUCAAACACUCGUGCAAGUCGGCUGCGACGACGUCCCAGUCCACAGACUGGAGCGUCACGUUCACGGACGACGCAUGCGACAGCGUGGACGAAGGCAUGAGCGUGUGGUGUUUUAACGGGGCGUUGGGGGUGUGGGAGCCGUGGGUGGAGCCGUGGGCGUUCCUGCUGUCCAUGGUGCAGACGGUGGAGGACGACACGACGAUUCACCGGGUUUGUUUUCACGGGUCCAAGCAGCAACAGUGUCGCAUGAACGUAUCGACUAGUGUCCUGGACUGCGUGGGGGCAAUUGUCGUGCCGUUCCUGGCGUUGCUUGACAAAGAAGAAGAGUCCAAGACUGGUCUUGCUGCACCUACAGCCGACGUUGUCGCAGAGGACAGAUCCACUCGGGAUGACCUCCAUGAUGCAAGAGGACAACCGAGCAAGCCUGCAACGGCGUGCUGCGGAGUCUUUCUCUACAACGAUACGGCGCUCGAGCUGGAGUACCAAGUAAACGACAGCGGAGAUGCCAAACACGUGGUGCCCCCGCACACCCAGUCGGCGCUAGCCCUGCCCUGCCAGCCGCUUCUAGUGACGGACCACACCAUCAGCCUCAGCUGGAAGCACACGUGGCUGCCGCUCCACGACGUCCGGCUGCACGCAUUCAGUCAAUCCGUGGUCGUUGUGCCCGCGAUCAACAACAACAAGCAGGUCAUGCCCUUGUUGUUGGACGUGGAAGCCCGCCACGGCCAACGGACGCUCACCAUUUCGUCGAUCGUCAAGGUGUACAACGACUGCUCGGUGCCGAUUCGAAUUGGAUGUAUGCGCGACGGCAGCGCCAUUGUCGACGCCGGCAUGGUGGCGCCGCUUGAAAGCAAAGGGCUGCCCCUGGAAAUGUGCGAGUCACUGCACGGUCUCCGCCUCGUGGUUGGUCCUGUGGCCCCCACUUUGACUGAACCUGGACAGAAAGUGUACCAGUGGAGUGAAGCAUUUGCGAUCGACUCAGGGGAGACGUCGCUGGUUGCAGCAUGUCCGCUCGCGGUUCUCGACACAAAGCACUGUCUGUGCAUGCCGUCGUUCAGCACGACGUCACCGCAGCUGUCGUCUACAUCCCAGCUGUGCAGUCAUGGCAAAAUGUACUUCAAAGUCGUCCUAGAAAUGAAGACGGGAACAACUGGUCUAUCUUUUGCGUCCGUGCGGGUGUUAGCGCCGUGCACGAUGGACAACCAAAGCCCUGUGCCGCUAUCGCUGUUGGUGUUUACAACGAAAAAGAAAAAUUCGAGUACGCCGACCAAAGGGGGGGGGGGUCCCUUGCUCGACGAAGAGAUCGAGCCCAUCCAACUGCACCUUGUCACAUCCACCGUCGUGCCCCCCCACUCGAAAGUGCACUUGUACCACGCGUCGUUGCAGUUCAAAACGUACGCGGCAAUGGCCCUGGCGCCGCACCAGUGGAGCCAACUGCAGUCCAUGGACAGAGAAAUCGAGUCAAUUGUAGCGUUAAAGGAUCGUCAAAGCCGGAUUCACGCGGUGAAUUGGCACUCGACGACGCUGCAUCACCAGCUGGCCGCGACCGUGUGGCCCACAUACGUGCUCAAGGACGAGUCCAAGCUGCACCUACUGUUUGACGUGGAGCUCACGGCGAAAAAGUCGCUGUCGUCGAUGCUGCACCUAUCCAACUCGAAAAAGUACUCGUCCAGAGAUAACCCCUUGUCGUGUGCCACGGAUGCGUUGGAGACGGAUGUGAUCGAAGCGACCCUUGAAGUGCUAUCUGAGAUGAUGGCGACGACUCCCCCGGCCUCGGACGACCCUUCUAAAGUCGACACCACGGAGGAUGUUUAUCCGUAUUUAUUGUCUGGCACGUCGCACGUCACCAUUCGACUCGAUCCCGUUCGCGGCAUGCGCACGUCCACCGCCGCCAUCCACCUCGAAGCAAUCAGCGACUCGGUGCAAAACUGCCACCGCCUCUUCUCCGACGCGCGCAAAGAGUGGCACGAUCUCGGCGUCCGGAUGACGCUGACUUCGCGGGCUAAGAUCGUCACCAUCCACCCGCGAUACAUGGUUUUGAAUGCGACGCCGAUUCCGUUCCUGUUGUGCCCCACCGCGCUCGUCAAUAAGACUGCCGCCGCUGCCCCGCCGCCGCCAUCAGGGGACCCCCCCCGAACGUCGUCGUUUUCUACACCUCGUCAAAACAACGCGACGGACCGGGUCGUCGGCGCCCCCCCCGCCGGCAUUUGGACGUUUGCCCCGAACGCCCCAUUCACGCCGUUCCACUGGUCGUCCAUGGCCGACCCCACCGACUAUUCUGUGCGAACCAAGCCAGGGGAGUCGGCUGGGUGGAAGUGGAGCGGCAAGUUCAAUUUGCAUCAAGUGGGUGAGACCGCGCUGAACGUGAUCAACAAGGCCACGGGUGAGGUGCAUGUGGUGCGUAUCCACAUUCGCGUGGUGCUGGCGACGCAGAUCUGGGUCGUCGUGUCGUUGGAAGGGGAGGCAUCGCAUCCUCUGUACCGCCUAGUGAACCGCACAUCGAUGCGGCUGCAGUUCUGGCAGCAGUUUGACAUGGACCCGGGGUACGUCCGGGAGGUGGGGGCGAUGGCGGACGUGUGGUUUGGCUGGGACGAACCGUACGCGACCGACGACCGAACUGUGAUUGUGAGUGUACCAAGCGAGUCCAAGGCGGCGGCGGCGCGUGUUGUGGUCGAUCAGAUCAACGACAUGGUGCAGACAAUGCAAGUGGGUGCCGUGGAGUUGUACGUGCAAGUGUAUUUGGACGGACUCACCAAGGUGCUCGACGUGAGUGACCGCCGGUCGACAAGGGACACCCUCAUGCGGAUUGCGGCAACGGCAGCCCCGACAAACAUCCGGUACGUGGUGGACCUGCUGCUGCCGUCGCUCGUGCUGGCACUGGUCCACGGACAGGGGGAGGUGGUUGUUGUGACCAUCGGCGACAGCUCCGUCAUUGGCGGGUACACCCCCGACGGCAAUGAGAUUGAAGUCAAGGUGCAAAGCGUCCAAAUCGACAACCAGCACAGCAAGGCGUGCCCAGUGUUGUUUGCCCCGAGCAAGGAUGACGGGGGUGGGGGGGACAAAGGGGUUUCGAAACCCAAAGAGAAUGCGAUACUGAAUGCGCCAGACAUGGCGCCGUUUCUUCACGUGUCGAUCGUGCGGUUGUUUUACCACCCUGACAUUGAAUUCUUCAAGUACUUGUCCGUGUUAAUGCAGCCCGCGACGUUGCAGUUGGACGCGUCCAUCUUGUUUACGCUGGCGACGAUGGUGUCGGACUGGCUCAAGGUCGUCAUAGCGUACUUCCCUCGACUGUUUGUGGACAAACCUGUGACGACGUGCGUGGCGCACAAGAUGCAGAGCGAGCCCCGCGUGUACUUUGAGACGCUGCAGCUGCAUCCGCUCAAGCUGUGUGUGACGUUUACCCAGAGCACGUUGCCAUCUCAGGCUGAAGACGUGAUGGCGGUAGUACCGGGUAUGUUUCGCAUUUUGCAAACGCAUUUGGCCAACAUUGACAACGCCCCUCUCCACUUGAAUGCUUUGCACAUUUUCCAUUCGUACACGUCGCUGGCGCUGUUGGUGUCGUCCGUGCGCCAACACUAUACGAGCCAAUCGUUGCGGCAGAUUUACUCGUUGAUUGGGUCGGCCGAGAUUCUAGGCAACCCCCUCGGGCUCGUGUCCAACUUGGGGUGCGGCGUAAAGGACUUUUUCUACGAGCCCGCAGCCGGCAUGGUGCGCGGCCCAGGGCAGUUUGUCAAAGGGCUAACCAAGGGCACGGAAAGCCUGGUGAAAAAUUCCGUUUACGGCACAUUCAACGCCGCGAGCAAGCUCACGGGCAGCAUCUCCACGGGUCUGGCCACGUUGUCCAUGGAUAAAACGUACAUUCAGUCACGGAUCAACCGACCCAAGAAGGAUGGACCAACGAAUGUGGGCGCGGGGCUGCUGCUUGGCACCAAGCAACUUGGACAGGGCAUCCUGGCGGGGGUGUCGGGGAUCAUUACACAGCCAGCGAUGGGCGCGUACCACAAUGGCCUGACGGGGUUUGUUGAGGGCGUUGGGAAGGGUAUUCUGGGUGCGGCAGUGAAACCCACGGCGGGGAUAUUGGAUUUGGCCGCGCAAACGACUGCCGGGAUCACGUACUCCGCCGCAUCUUUCGACAAGAAACCCAAGCUCACACGCGUGCGGCUGCCUCGCAUGAUGACAACAGCCGACAAACGACUGACAAUGUACUCGGCUCAAGAGGCGUCGGUGGCGUGGUGGUUGUCCAAGUUGCCAGCUGGUACGUUGAGUCCGUCGGAGCAGUACGACACGCAUGUGCUGCUCCCGUCGAACCGCGCGCUGGUGGCGACGUCGCAUCAGCUCAUGGCGCUGGACAUGACGGCCAAGCCGCGGGUGCUAUGGGCGUACCCGGUAUGGAAUGUCCGCAGCAGCCACAGCACGGACGACAGCGUCCAGCUGUGCAUUUCCCACGGUGACGACAUUGGUGACAAUAAACUCGUCACGGUGCAGCUCAACUUAACCGGAGACGACCGAGACCGCGUCGAGGCUGUGGUGUGCAAACUCGUGAGUCGUCGUCACCGCCACAGCGACCCGCCAUCAAAAGUUGUGUAGCUCGUUGAGUAUGAAAACUACUGCAAUAUCAAUGGAAGUCACGAUGCAAGGAUGUA
Aphanomyces astaci is the source of this 9704-nucleotide messenger RNA. RefSeq lists its product as hypothetical. Gene Ontology annotation, cellular component: extrinsic component of membrane. The record is from RefSeq and is a predicted model, not a curated record. Bases 82 to 9648 code for a protein of 3188 amino acids. The transcript is spliced from 13 exons. Lineage: Eukaryota; Oomycota; Saprolegniomycetes; Saprolegniales; Verrucalvaceae. Gene Ontology annotation, biological process: protein retention in Golgi apparatus; protein targeting to vacuole.